Rhinichthys klamathensis goyatoka is the source of this 623-nucleotide messenger RNA. Its product is annotated as transmembrane protein 233. Lineage: Eukaryota; Metazoa; Chordata; Actinopteri; Cypriniformes; Leuciscidae. Bases 277 to 609 code for a protein of 110 amino acids. The transcript has 3 exons. Gene Ontology annotation, cellular component: membrane. The record is from RefSeq and is a predicted model, not a curated record.
AUAACACACACAGAUUUUGCUGACCUGGAAUCUGUCCAUGGGAAAGUGUCGCCCAUAUUUUUGUCUCAUCUCCCCUGCGAUCCCAUUACUCACAGGUUCCUCUUGCCCAAACACCCUCCCACCCAAAACACUCCUCAUUUCAUCUUGAUUCCCACAGCCCACACACAGCUCUACUGGAUUCAUUCCUCUGUUAACUCAGUUUUGAACUGCUUUCUCUGUAAAAGUCGUUUUUUUUGGUGGACAUUUGCCCGUUAUCAGGAGUGUUGGCCUGCCAUCAUGGCUCCGGCCGGCUCACAGACGGAUGUGAAAGGCUCUCUGAACGGGAGUAUGGAUUUGUAUCACCAGUGGUUCGGUCCGACGACCCCACGACCUCCUCUACGUAAUUACCUGGUCCUGACCAUCCUCACCUGCUUCUGUCCUGCUUACCCCGUCAACAUCCUAGCCCUGGUGUUCUCCGUCAUGUCCAGAAACAGUUAUGAUCAGGGAGAUUAUGAUGGUUCGAGGCGCUUAGGGAAGAUGGCGCUCUAUGUGUCGAUCGCCUCCAUCAUCAUCGGCAUCCUCAUCAUCACCAUCUUCUGCGCUGUGCAUUUCAGCACGAAAAACGUUUAAGAUGCCGGUUUUUC